AGCGGGACAGCAGACUCACGGACGGCAGCGUCUGACCAGACACCCCCCUGCCCUUCCUCGCCAUGAGAUUCCUCCUCCUCCUCCUCCUCGCCAGCCUCCUUGGCCUCUCCGGAGCCCAGAACCAAGCCCUGAUGGACUACCUGGAACGCAGGCUGCUGGCCAUCGAGGACCGCAUCUCCACGUGGCACGAGCAGAGCAACCGCUACGCCUCGGACCUGCGGGAGUUCAAGCAGCAGAUGGUGGCACUGCUGGAGAACCUGGACAAGGACAAGGACACGCUGCGGGCCGACCUGAGCGGGGUGAGCACCCGGGUGGAGCGCGUGGAGCGCGAGAUGGACUACCUGGAGACCCAGAACGGGGCGCAGCCCUGCGUGGACGUGGACGACAAGCUGGUGGAGCAGGACGUCACCGUCGUCAAGGAGAGGAACAAGGCCAAAUACGCCAAGCUCACAGACUGCAGGGACAUGAUCUCCAACAUCAAAGCCAUGAAGAUCCUGAAGAGGGUGGGUGGUCCCAAAGGCAUGUGGACCAAGGACGUGGGCAGCAGCUCCGCCAAGGUCUACAUUUUCAACGGGACCAGCGAGGACACCCUGUACGAGUUCAGCUCCAUUCGGGACUUCACCAGCUCGGCGGGGCUGUCCCGCGGCAGGUCGAUCGCACUCCCCUACCCCUGGGGCGGGACGGGGCACACCAUCUACAACGGGUACGCCUACUACAUCAAGAAGGGGAAGGAGUUCCAGGUGAUCAAGUACGACCUGCGGAACGGCUCGGUGGUGGACAGCGCUGUGUUCCCUGCCCAGGACCAGGUGCCCGUGUACAGCCUCACGCCCGAGACCUACAUCGACCUGGCGGCCGACGAGGAGGGGCUGUGGGCCAUCUAUGCCACCAGCGAGAACGAGCGCAACAUCUGCCUGGCCAAGAUGGACGCCGACACGCUGGACAUCGAGCAGACAUGGGACACUCCUUGCCCACGGGAGAACGCGGAGGCCGCAUUCGUCAUCUGUGGGACGGUGUACGUGGUGUACAACACCAAGCUGCCCAGCCGCUCCCGCGUGCAAUGUGUUUUCGACGUGAGCGACAUGGUGACCACCGACGAUGCCCCCCUUGUGUACUUCCCCAAGCGCUAUGGUGCCCACUCCAGCCUCAAGUACAACCCCCUGGAGCAGCUGAUCUAUGCCUGGGACGACGGCUACCAGAUUCUCUACAAGUUGGUUAUGAAGAAAAAGCUGGAGUUGUAAGGCCAACAGCGCCCCCUGUGUCCACUGGCAUAACAAGUCACGGUCCCUGAAAACAAUUACUGAGUUUCCACACAGGGUUUA
Megalops cyprinoides (Indo-Pacific tarpon) is the source of this 1319-nucleotide messenger RNA. RefSeq names its product olfactomedin-like protein 3A. The transcript has 3 exons. Gene Ontology annotation, biological process: signal transduction. Bases 63 to 1238 code for a protein of 391 amino acids. The record is from RefSeq and is a predicted model, not a curated record. Lineage: Eukaryota; Metazoa; Chordata; Actinopteri; Elopiformes; Megalopidae.